AUGUCCGAGUUUAUCGGAUAUGUUGGUACUCUUGUGGAGAUCAACUCAGAAGCUUCCACGGUGUCUUUGGAUAAUGUGCGUUCAUUCGGCACAGAGGGCCGCAAGGGCGGGAACGACGAAUACCCUCCAUCAGACGUAGUGUAUGAGCAGAUCGUCUUUCGAGGAAGCGAUGUGAAGGACCUACGCAUAGAAGAGUCGGCGAAAGAGAAGGCUCCGCCAGCGAUGCCGCAGGAUCCUGCUAUCAUUGGAGUACCGCAGUCUCAGCCUCGUCAAGAUGCCGCUUCACAGGAUCAACAGCGUCAGCAGCAGCAGCCGCCGCCGCCAAACUUCCCCCCACAUGGUCAGUUCCCGCCUGGUGGCUAUCCCCCCUUCGGCGGUCCAGGCGGUCCAGGAGGCCCAUACCCCAAUCGCUUUGGUCCACAGGGUGGUUUCCCCGGUGGACCUGGACCAUUUCCUGGUGGACCACCCGGGGCAUUCGGCAUGCCUCCGCCACCGUUCGGGGCACCUCCAGGCUGGUUUCCCCCCGGCCAGGGCUUCAAUCAUCCACCAGGGCCGUUCCCACCACACAUGGCUGGUGGCCCUCCUGGACCGCACAACCACAAUCAGUCUCCGGCAGGCCCGAGAGCUACUCCACCAUCAGGGCCUCAGGCUGAGAAAGAUGAGCGAGGUGGCGCGCAACCGAAAGUUGCUGAGGCGGACAGCACAACGAGGCCUUCGGAGAAGAAACAGAAUACGAAGGUAGCUGGGACCACACCGAACCUGGGCGCUGCCUCUAAACAAGCGCCUCCACCACCGGUCGACUCCAAACCGAACGUUGCCGCUGCGCUUGCGCCGCCACACCCACAGUCUGGUCAGAAACCUGGUGUAGCACCUAAGGGUGGGCAGAGAGGUGGCCGUAUUGUUCCUGCUGUUCCCAUUCCCAGCCCUAGAGUCACCAAGACUACCCCACAAGCUCAGCCACCAGUUACCCAGUCCCAGCAGCCUGCAGUGACCCCUGCCCAGCAGCAGCAGAAUGCGACGCAACUUGCCACCGCUGCUGUUGCGGAAGCUAUGGCGAAACUCAACGUUCAGAACAAGAGUCAAGCACCGAUAUCCGACCCGUUGAACAACCUAGCCCAGAAGGUGGAGGGAAUGCGAGAGCAGCAGAACCGCCAGAGCCGUUCACAGGGAUCAGGCACUUUCCGUGGUGGCAGAGGUGGUCGAGGAGGUAGAGGCGGUCAUGCUCAACACCCGAAGAUGGAGGUGCCCGCGACGGAUUUCGAUUUUGAGUCUUCCAACGCAAAGUUCAACAAACAGGACUUGGUGAAGGAGGCAAUUGCGUCUGGAUCUCCGCUAGGAGAAGCAACAGUGGCCCCGGUAGCUGAGGCGGUGUCAGACGCUCAGGCUAAUGGAGCCGAGAGUGAGGAUAUCGUAAUACCUCCGUCUGCCUACAACAAGAGUUCGAGUUUCUUCGAUAACAUCUCCAGUGAACUGAAGGACCGAGAUGAAGCUGCAAGCAAGCGUGGACAGGAGUUCAGAACAGAAGAGCGCAGGAAGAAUAUGGAGACCUUUGGUCAGGGUAGUGUUGAUGGCUUCAGGGGUGGCUUUAGAGGCCGCGGCCGUGGCCGUGGGCGCGGUCGGGGCUUCAAUGGCGUCCGUGGUCGUGGCGCACCUCGAGGGCGUGGAGGCGUUGCCUUCGAAGAACAAUCAGUACCUUAGGCAGCAGGCGAAUGUCCCCUGUGUGGCCUUUGAUUUUCAUACCUUGCAUCUCCUUGAGCGGUCUGUAUUAGUAUGGUUGGCGUGUUUCUUUAUGUCUAUGCCCAUCUGGGCUCGGUUUCACGGUUCCUAUGGAACGACAUCAUGAUCUAAGGUCGAUUUCUCCGCGUCUACUUGUACAGGACCAAAAGCUAUAGGGGCUGCUAGUCAGAAAACAUCGUGGGAUGACUUCUGAACCAACAUCAGGACGAUAAGAUACUAUACGUCUGAAUAUGGCUGAAUGAAACAGCCGUUCUAUUCAG
Molecule: messenger RNA, 1997 nt
Organism: Parastagonospora nodorum SN15
Lineage: Eukaryota; Fungi; Ascomycota; Dothideomycetes; Pleosporales; Phaeosphaeriaceae
Exons: 3
Coding region: 1-1698 (565 amino acids)
Biological process (GO): cytoplasmic stress granule assembly; P-body assembly
Cellular component (GO): P-body
Molecular function (GO): mRNA binding
Source: RefSeq, a predicted model, not a curated record